Juglans regia (Persian walnut) is the source of this 742-nucleotide messenger RNA. Its product is annotated as transcriptional corepressor LEUNIG_HOMOLOG-like. The transcript has 3 exons. Gene Ontology annotation, molecular function: protein binding; transcription corepressor activity. Lineage: Eukaryota; Viridiplantae; Streptophyta; Magnoliopsida; Fagales; Juglandaceae. The annotation marks the transcript as partial. The record is from RefSeq and is a predicted model, not a curated record.
UCUGUUCUAUGUAAGUUUGGAAGCUUUGUUGGAUUUUGUACAUUGCCUUCUGAUCCUCAGUAUUUUAAUGACCAGGGAGGUUCCACACAGGUGAGAUUUCAGCCUAGAAUUGGACAACUUCUGGCUGCGGCAACAGAGAAUGUUGUGUCCAUCUUUGAUGUCGAGACUGAUAGGCGGACACACUCAUUACAAGGGCACUCAACAGAAGUGCUCUCCGUCUGUUGGGACACGAGUGGAGAUUAUUUGGCAACCGUAAGUCAUGAGUCUAUCAGAGUGUGGUCAUUAGCCUCUGGAGAGUGCAUUCACGAGCUCAGUUCCAGUGGAAACAUGUUUCAUUCUUGUGUUUUCCACCCAAGCUACUCCACUCUCUUGGUCAUUGGAGGCUACCAGUCUUUGGAACUUUGGAACAUGGCCGUGAAUAAGUGUAUGACAAUUCCAGCUCAUGAGUGUGUGAUAUCAGCUUUGGCACAGUCACCGGUAACAGGGAUGGUUGCCUCGGCUAGUCAUGACAAAUCUGUGAAGAUUUGGAAAUAAGUUUAUUGCCUUUGAUGGAUACAAUUCUGCCAUAAUGCAGCAAAAUUCUGAACUAAAAAAAAAAAAAAAAAAGACGACAACAAAAGGAAAAUUCACACCAUGUAUACUUUUUUCUUUUUUGAACUUUUUUCUUUUUUGAGUUCAUUUUCAUUGUUUAGUUUUCUCUACAUGAAAUAAAGGAAAUGAAUGCAGUUAUCCUUUGGUCUCA